Molecule: messenger RNA, 1548 nt
Organism: Seriola aureovittata
Lineage: Eukaryota; Metazoa; Chordata; Actinopteri; Carangiformes; Carangidae
Product: homeobox protein aristaless-like 4
Exons: 4
Coding region: 423-1529 (368 amino acids)
Biological process (GO): regulation of transcription by RNA polymerase II
Molecular function (GO): DNA-binding transcription activator activity, RNA polymerase II-specific; RNA polymerase II transcription regulatory region sequence-specific DNA binding
Source: RefSeq, a predicted model, not a curated record
AGCGCAGGCUGGAGCUCGGUGUGGGCCUACUUCAGAUGGAUGUGGAGCCUGAAGGUCGGAGUGCUGGGUGUGUGUGUAUGUGUGUGUGUGUGUGUAUGUAUGUGUGUGUGUGUGUUUGUGUGUGCGUGUGUGUGUGUCAGAUACACUGAAGGCUACUGAGGCGGCAUCAGUUUGAGCAAGGCAUUUUUCUCUUUACCCCGACAAACCUUCAGGGGGCUUUUAGCAUUUGUUCAGUCUGCAGUCUCUGGAAAACAUCUGAUUCAUUUUUUAACCAGUCCCAGAUGCGGCAGUGUGAGAGUGUGUGUGCAUGAGCGCGUCAGUGUGUUUGUCAGUGCAUGAGAAUUUGAGGAGAAUAUCUGCUGUCUAGAGAAGGGGAGGGAAAGAAGAACCGUGUGGAUUUUUUUUAAUAUAACUUUUUAAGUAUGAACGCAGAUACGUGCGUCUCAUACUGCGAUAUGACAUCGAUGGAUUCAUAUUAUAGCACGUCUACUGCUCAAGGUAGGGAUCACCAGGCGAACCCGUUCAGGACUUUCCCGACCACUGAAACCAAAUACAGCGCCACGUUCAUUCCGGGUAAAGGGCAGGCUUACGGAGAGAAGUCCCGGAGUCCUUUCCAGUCGGAGUGCCAGUCAUUGGAUGGCGCUGAGGAGGGCACCUUCAGCAAAUAUCAGCUCUUCAUGCAGAGACCGACCUGCAAAACUCCGCCCGAAGGCAGCAAGCUGCACCCGGACAGCGGACACAACGGGACGCUCAUUCCCUGCUAUGGAAAAGACAACAGCGGCCUGACAGAGUCUGAGUUGCCCUCGAGCGUUGACCCUCCCGGGAUGGAAGGCAGCUACCUGAACCUAAAGGAGCCCGGCGUGAAGGGACCAAGCGAGCGGCCGGGCUCUGACCUUUCCAGCCCUCUGGACAAAAGCGAGGCCGAGAGCAACAAAGGCAAGAAGAGACGCAAUCGCACCACAUUCACCAGCUACCAGCUAGAGGAGCUGGAGAAGGUUUUCCAGAAGACACACUACCCAGAUGUUUAUGCCCGUGAGCAGCUGGCACUGAGGACAGACUUGACGGAGGCUCGUGUACAGGUGUGGUUUCAGAAUCGCAGAGCCAAGUGGAGGAAGAGGGAACGUUUUGGCCAGAUGCAACAGGUCCGGACGCACUUCUCUACCGCUUACGAGCUGCCUCUGCUGACUCGGCCUGAGAACUAUGCACAGAUCCAGAACCCUUCGUGGAUCGGGAGCAGCAGCGGAGCGUCACCAGUGCCGGGCUGCGUUGUGCCUUGUGACUCUGUCCCCUCCUGCAUGCCCCCUCACCCUCACGGUCCUGGAGGCGUCUCUGACUUCCUGGGUGUGCCCAGUCCAGGGAGCAGCCACAUGGGACAGACACAUAUGGGCAGCCUGUUCGGGGGUCCCGGGAUGGGCGGGGGAAUCAAUGGCUAUGAUCUCAAUGUUGAUCCAGACCGCAAGUCCUCCAGCAUAGCUGCGCUGCGUAUGAAGGCCAAGGAACACAGUGCGGCCAUCUCUUGGGCUACAUGAUGUCCCAGCCCAGUUCCAC